This is a messenger RNA of Styela clava, 2484 nucleotides long. Lineage: Eukaryota; Metazoa; Chordata; Ascidiacea; Stolidobranchia; Styelidae. The record is from RefSeq and is a predicted model, not a curated record.
AUGGAACAGGAUGUAUACGAGGAAAUUGAUAAGACCACGGCAGUCAGAAGGCAGAAUAGAAUACAAAGGACAGUUAUUGGUCCUAAAGGUCGAGGUGAGUGGAAUGCACUUGGAAGUUACCAAUACUACGUAUCUGGAAAAGGAGAUUUAAAAUCAAAUGAUGAUGGUAAAUUAUUCUGUAAAAACAAUGAUGGCGAGAUGGCAAUGAUAAAAACUAGCGAGAUUCAAACGUUUAUUCAGAAUCAAGUCUCAGCUACCUCAGGAACACCAUAUGGAUUUUAUAUUGGAUUGAAGGAAGUUGGCACAAGCAAUAUCUUCAAAUGGAAUGACAAUUCAGAACUAACCUACACUAACUGGAAAACAGGAGAACCUUCUCGUUAUCCACUUGAACAUUGUGUUGCUAUGGGGUGGUGGCAUGUGUAUCGUGCAAAUCUACCGUGGUAUGACUCCGAAUGCGAUGUGAAUGCACCAACUGGAUUUGUCUGUCAACGAUUAAUCGGCUGGAACUGGGGAUCAUGGGAGUCUUGGGGAAGUUGUGAAUGCCCGGGAAUAAGGCAGCGAAACCGAACUUGUGUUGACAGUGGAAGAAUUGGUCCAUACAUAUGCAAUGAUACCGCAAAACAGUCGGAAAUAUGCACGCCAUACGCUUCCUGUAAUGCAACUAUGUCUUCAUUGACCACAGCUCCGACUCCACCAGAUCGAGGAAACUGGUUUCCUAAUGGAAGUUAUGAAUACUACGUUUCACCGGGUAGUAGUUCAGGAUCUUAUGAAUACUCGAAAACAUUUUGCAAAAAUGUAGGAGGCGAACUAGCAUUAAUAAAGAAUGAAAUAACACAAAGAUUUAUAAAAACACUCAUUUCUGAUGGAUCAGGAGAACCAUACACAUUCUACAUUGGACUUGUUUAUGACAAAUCAAUGUCGAUGUUUCAAUGGAAUGAUGCAACAAACCUUUCAUUCACUCUUUGGGAUGAAGGAGAACCAAACAAUCAUGAUUCUGGUAGUGGAACACAGAUUUGCGUAUCGAUUGGUAAACAAAAAACUUAUGACGCAAAUCUUUUAUGGCAUACGAUGGACUGUAUCAUAGGAGCAACAGGACCAAAAGGAUUGGUGUGUCAACGACGUAUCGGCCGGAAUUGGGGAUCAUGGGAGUCUUGGGGAAGUUGUGAAUGCCCGGGAAUAAGGCAGCGUAACCGAACUUGUGUUGACAGCUCAAGGAUUGGUCCAAACUCAUGCAAUGAUACGGCAACACAGUCCAAAAUUUGCACGCCAUCCGUUUCCUGCAAUGUAAUUAUGCCUUCAUUGACCACAGCUCCGACUACACUGAAUCGAGGAAACUGGUUUUCCAAUGGAAAUUAUGAAUAUUACGUUUCACCGGGUGGUAGUACAAGAUCUUAUAAAGAUUCAAAAACUUUUUGCAAAAAUAAAGAAAGUGAAUUAGCAUUAAUAAAGGAUGAUAUCACUCAAGGAUUUCUAAAAACACUUAUUUUUGAUGGAUCAGGAGAACCAUACACAUUCUAUAUUGGACUUGUUUAUGACAAAUCAAAGUCGAUGUUUCAAUGGAACGACGGAACAAACCUUUCAUUCAUUCGUUGGGAUGAAGGAGAACCAAACAAUCAUGAUACUGAUAGUGGAACACAGACUUGUGUAUCGAUAGGUGAACAAAAAACUUAUGACGCAAAUCUUCUAUGGCAUACGAUGGACUGUGACACUGGAGCAACAGGGUUGAAAGGAUUGGUGUGUCAACGCCAUAUCGGGAAGUACUGGGAAACCUGGUCAUCGUGGAGUUUAUGUAACUGCAGCUCUAUGAUGAAAAUAAGAAAUCGGACAUGCAUUGACUCGAGCAGGAUGGGGCCCAAUAAUUGCAUUGGUUCUAAUUUUGAGACGACCAGUUGUUCAAAAGACUCUACCUGUGAAACAACGCCCACCCCUUCAACCGUUGAAAUGACAACAACAAAUAAAUAUCAUGAAUUUACAACUCCUACUGACAUGACACAUACUUCCGCAUUGUCUGCCAUUGCAAAUGACACAAAAACUACGGAGAUAAACAUUCUCUCUCCCAUCAGUGCAAUCACUACUACUACAACGAAUUCUAGUGAACACAACAUUCUAUUGGUUGCAAUUAUCUCAUCCAUAGUCACAUUGAUUCUCGCAGCCAUUUUAUUUGGAAUUGUUUUGCUGAUUCGUAAAUGCAAAGUAAUGAGAAAGAAUUCUCAAAAAAUCGCAACUCAACCACAAAGUAUUUCAGAGAUGAAUAACGUUGUUAAUAACGUCCCGAGUUCUUAUGAAAAAAUUGAUGAAAUUCAAACAUCACAACUGAACUCCGGAAACUAUGAGAUAAGAGAAGAGAAAGAUGGAAAUUAUGAAAUCCCGCAUAAUUAUGAGGAAAUAAAAGAAAGAGAUCAUCAAUACAAAGAAAUGGAUGAUGGUAAAACAAUAGAACAUCCGUACAUCAAUUCAAUGCCUGAAAAUGAAUAUGAUGCUUGA